Batrachochytrium dendrobatidis JAM81 is the source of this 807-nucleotide messenger RNA. RefSeq lists its product as uncharacterized. Gene Ontology annotation, cellular component: radial spoke; axoneme. The record is from RefSeq and is a predicted model, not a curated record. Bases 1 to 807 code for a protein of 268 amino acids. Gene Ontology annotation, biological process: cilium movement involved in cell motility; motile cilium assembly; axoneme assembly. The transcript is spliced from 6 exons. NCBI's taxonomy places the organism in Eukaryota, Fungi, Chytridiomycota, Chytridiomycetes, Rhizophydiales.
AUGUCGUUCAUGGAAAGUCAAGAUGCAGCAAUGUUCAAUCUAGCUGGGUUUACUUUAAACAUCGAGGAACGAGCAUCACUUUUUAAUUCACUUGUAAUUAAGAAAGAGCAGGAAAAACUUCCAAAUAUCUACCUUUGGGGUAAAGUUUUGGGAAUUCAGCAGGACUAUCUGCUUGCUCAGUCAGUCAGCGAGUCUUUGUUUGACCGCAAGUACUACUAUACGUGCGAUAGCAAUAACUGGUUUCAAUUGCCUGAAAUCACACCAGAGGAAGCCAAACUGGCUGAACUGGCUCAUGGCCGUUUUUACGGUGAUCCUUCAUAUGAGCACACUAUUCCAAAAGACUAUUCUGAUCCAAACAGCUCCGAGACAAAGCUUCGUGAAGAAAAGCGUCUUACAGCCCUAAUGUCUAUUAUCAAUUAUCAGGCACAGAUUGUUCCACGUGGUGCCUAUUAUCGUAAUCUAGAUCAUAAAAUUAUCAAGAAUCCCAACUUCCGUGGUCUGGAUACGGAGGACAUGAAAAAUAUUGAUUCUUUUUUGCAUUUCCGAGACGGAUUUGAAGUAACCAGCCGUACGCUAUCUGAGCGUAUCGAAAAAUUUGAUGAUACUAUUGAUAUUUUCGAAUCCAUUGGAAACGACGAGCCAAAAGGAGCGUGGGCAGUGAACGCAGAGCAGGAGGGAACAGCAACGAUUGUUCGCAGUCUACAAUGGCCAGGAUACACGUUUGUUCAUUCAACCUCACCACUGUCGUAUGCAUCGUUUUACUAUGGAACUGGUCAAAAGAACCAUAACAUUGGAUUCAUGCUUUAA